Molecule: messenger RNA, 1201 nt
Organism: Eruca vesicaria subsp. sativa (arugula)
Lineage: Eukaryota; Viridiplantae; Streptophyta; Magnoliopsida; Brassicales; Brassicaceae
Source: the annotation of a GenBank genome assembly
GUGAGUUUUGUCUCUUGUUUCUUUUAUUACACACAAAUAGAUGAAACGAGGAAAGCUAUUACUUCUUUUGUUACUUCCAUAAAAAGAUCCUUCCUUUCUCAGAUAAUUUAGUUUUGAUCAUCUUCUCUCUUUUAUUCUCGUAGCUCCUCCAUUAAUGCUUAUAUAGUCUCUCAUAUCUUCCUAUUUAUACACAAUCCUGCUUCUUAGCUCACUCUUCUAUUAAUCUCCUCACAAGCUUCGUGGUUAGGUUUCUAUAUUUAUUAAUCCUUUUGGUCACCGGGAAAUUAAACAAGGAGAAAGAGAUGGUGAGGGGAAAAACUCAGAUGAAGCGAAUAGAGAAUGCUACAAGCAGACAAGUUACUUUCUCAAAGCGAAGAAAUGGUUUGUUGAAGAAAGCCUUUGAGCUCUCAGUGCUUUGUGAUGCUGAAGUUUCUCUGAUUAUCUUCUCUCCUAAGGGAAAACUUUAUGAAUUCGCAAGCUCCAAUAUGCAAGAUACCAUAGAUCGUUAUCUGAGGCAUACCAAGGAUCGAGUCAGCACCAAACCGGUUUCUGAAGAAAAUUUGCAGCAUUUGAAACAUGAGGCGGCAAACAUGAUGAAGAAAAUUGAACAACUUGAAGCUUCCAAACGUAAACUCUUGGGAGAAGGCAUAGGAUCAUGUUCGAUAGAGGAGCUGCAGCAAAUUGAGCAACAACUUGAGAAAAGUGUCAAAUGUAUUCGAGCAAGAAAGACUCAACUGUUUAAGGAACAAAUUGAGCAGCUCAAGCAAAAGGAGAAAGCUCUAGCUGCAGACAACAAGAAGCUCGCUGAAAAGUGGAGAUCUCAUGAAAACGAAGUUUGGUCGAAUAAGAACCAAGAAAGUGGAAAAGGUGACGAAGAGAGUAGCCCAAGUUCUGAAGUAGAGACACAAUUGUUCAUCGGGUUACCUUGUUCUACAAGAAAGUGAACAAACCACUCUUCCAUAUAGAAAAACAAAAAAAAUAAAGCAAAAAAAAAACUAAGUAAGAAAAGCCUUGGCAGCGAAUGUAUAAGUACAAGUAACAAAACUCUAAAGCUGCUUCUCUUGUUGUCUUCUUUCUCUCUUCGUCAAAACUGAACUGCUUCUGUUAUGUAUCUAUUAUUAUGUUCUUUUUAUACACUUGGCUCUGUAGAAUCUAGUUACGUUUAUUGUUCAUUUUCAAGUUUUAUUAUUAUGUAUAUCAA